Molecule: messenger RNA, 639 nt
Organism: Schistosoma turkestanicum
Lineage: Eukaryota; Metazoa; Platyhelminthes; Trematoda; Strigeidida; Schistosomatidae
Source: the annotation of a GenBank genome assembly
AUGGAAGCUAUGGAUUCGUCACGAAAAAAACUUAAAGAAGAGCUCGAAGCUAAAGAAGCGGCUGCUAUGGCUAUAAGAAAGAGGCAGUUUGAGACUGUAGCUAAACAACGGGCAGCUGACCAGAUUCGCAGGGAUUGGGAACGUCAUACUGAGGAAAUGAAAUGGCAGGCUGAAAGGAAACGAAAGUUGGCGGAUGGCGAAACUAAUAAUAUGGAGUUCAAACCAACUAGAUCCGAUCAAGCCAUAGUGAGAAUAAAAUGGGCCUAUGGAGAAGACAUUCAGGCCAACGCUUGCUACACAGAAUCGUUCCUAAGAACAUGCUUAUCAGAGUUUGGUAACGUGAUAGCUUUGGUCGUAGCUAAACGUGGAAAUGCUAUUGCUGAGUUUUCAACCUAUAGUGAAGCAGAAAAAGCAAUAAAGGCAUCUGCAUGUGGGAAAAUUGGCCUACCAAGUUUACCCCUUCAUUUAUCGUGGUUAUCAACAAAUAACACAGAUAUAGUCACUGAUUCAGACAAAGUAAAACAUCAAAAAGUAGAAGAAGACAAAUCAAUGUAUGAACCAACACUAAAUAAUAAGAAGUCUAACUUCGAAACAUUCGAACAAGACAUCUUAUCUCGUAUGGCAAACUUUGGACAAUAG